This is a messenger RNA of Bacillus rossius redtenbacheri, 3607 nucleotides long. Its product is annotated as putative methyltransferase DDB_G0268948. Gene Ontology annotation, molecular function: S-adenosylmethionine-dependent methyltransferase activity. The transcript is spliced from 7 exons. Bases 974 to 1813 code for a protein of 279 amino acids. The record is from RefSeq and is a predicted model, not a curated record. Lineage: Eukaryota; Metazoa; Arthropoda; Insecta; Phasmatodea; Bacillidae.
AAUUGUAGCAAUAAUUCACUAUUAACUUCAGGCAAUUAAUAAUAAUAAUAACAAUUACACCUGCAAUUGGGCUUCCGCCCGGUGGCAAGGAGUUCCCACCCCCCAACUACCAUCACUCCUCCCCCCUCUGGAGCCUCCUUCGUAAGUCCUUCCCUCCUCCCAGAUCCAGUGUCCUCCCCUCAAGUUCGUUCCACUCUCGCCCCGUCCUCACAAGGAAUACCUGUCUUCCUCUCUCUGUCCGUCUCCAUUCUCUCUGAAUCUUCCACUCAUGAUCCCUCCUUCCUCGAUACAGCCCUCUGUGCAACCUAGCUCCCAGCUUUCCCCAGCCCCCCUCCCCCCCACGAAUUACCUUAUUCAAUCUCACCAGCCUUUCCACCUUUCUCCUUUCUUGCAGCGUGGCCCACCCCAGCUCCUUCAUCAUCACCGAUGGUCUGUGUGUUUCCCCCAUCCUGCCUUCGCCUUCCCUUCUCCUCCACUAUGCUUCAACAAAGCCUAAUUUUCUAAAAUUGAAUAUAGAAUAUCAUUGAAACCAAUAUGGCGUCUUUCGUUUCCUAUACGAUCGUGGUAUUGAUUGUGAGACUUGUUUCACUGUGUCAGAUGUCCGGAAAAUAUUUACGUUCGUCCAUCUUCGGAUAUGUUUUUAUACAUACAUAUUUAGCUGUCGUGAAUGUAUUGUAAAUUGUUGGUGAGAAAUAUUUAGCUACACAAAAGACACGCAAAAACCAGUAUUUAUUUCCCCCCUGGAAGGUUAGGUUGUUUUAUUUCUAUGUAAUUGUAAUUAAAAUGAAAGGUUGGUUAGGCUUGGUUAUGGAGAUUUAUGAUACUCUUGAUUAAUAAUUGUACAAUUCUCGCAAAUUUUUUAUUUGUUUCGACCUUGAAGUUGUACAAGCAAACGGCAUACUUUGGAUUUGUUUAAAACUGGUCGGAUGUUUUUUUAGUUAUUGAAUCUGAGCGGCCACUUGCAAAGUCAGGAAUGAGUUUUCGUUACUUUGAAGUGACCGGCCAUGCUGCGGUGUACAACAAGUUUCGUCAUUCGCCCCCAGAGCACCUGAUAGCCAAGAUUGUCAACUACGUCAAAGAAAAGGUACCGCCCCCGCUGGGGACAGCCGUCGACGUGGGGUGUGGUGGGGGGCAGAGCACGCUCGUUCUGUCGCCUCACUUCCAGCACGUCGUAGGCGUGGACCCCAGCGCGGCGCAGAUCGAAGCAGCACGCAAGCGCAACACAGCAGCCAACGUUUCUUUCAGGGUGGGCGGGGCGGAGCAGACCGGGCUGGAGGAGCGCUCGGCGCAGCUGGUGGCAGCGUCGCAGGCGUGCCACUGGUUCCACCUGCCGCGCUUCUACGCAGAGGCGGGGCGGGUGCUGGCGCCCAGCGGCGUGCUGGCGAUGUACGGCUACACACUGCCCCUGCCGACGCACCCUGGCGCGCCGUGCCUGGGGGACGUGGUGGAGAAGUACUACAAAGAAGUACUUUGCGACUAUGUCCCACCUGAAAGCAAGAAUGUGUAUCUCGGCCGGUACACAGAUGAAGAGUUUUAUAAAAUACCAUUUAUUGAGGAACCACUUGUUAGAGAUGAGUCCACGUUCGUGGAGUUCCCGGGAAGCGUCGCAGACGUGGUGGGCUACGUCAGCACCUGGUCGGCCUUCCAGAACUAUCGCAAACAGGAGGGAGACAAGAAGAGUUGCGAGAUACUCCAGAGCUUUGAGAAAGAGUUAACUGAUGCAUUAGGUGGACAGAAUGCACCUGAAGAUGUCAGCUUGAAGAUAAGAUAUAAUUACUUCCUCAUAAUGGGUCGAAAGUCAACAAAGAUGUAAACAACAGGGUUCUUAUACACAAGAAAAUGGACAAUGCAAACAUGCAUGCACAUCCACCCAUACACCCACUCCCAAUACCCCUCCACCCACACCCCCACUCCCCUCCUCACUCCUAUACAUCCCAACACCCCUCCACCCACACCCACACCCCCACUCCCCUCCUCCCUCUCCUCCACCCCCCCACUCCACUCCCCUCACAUCCCAAAAUCCACACCCCCAUUCCCCUCCACCCUCUCCUACACAUCCCAAAACCCCUCCACCCACAUCCCAACUCCCGUGGCGGAUACGGGAGCCCAGCUCGAGAGUUGCAAUCUCGCUGGGGUGGCUGUGAAUAACCAAUAGCAGUCCGCGGACCAAUGGCCGGCCUGUGGAGUCGUUAUCACGGCUGUCGGGGAGAAAGGUAGCCUGAAUGUAGCUCGGCGCGCGGCAGAAAGCAGCUUCGUCGGCGAAGGCACCGCAGGGAAGCUCGAUGUGCCCUGGAUGCGAACUGUAGACGAACUGCGGGCUGCAACUUGCGGAGCUGUGGACUGCUGCGCGCGCAACGGAACUGAACAGCAUCAGAAUUCUGAAGGAAGAGAUUGCGGCGCCUUCAAGUUGGGGCCCUGUUGGAGCCAGUGGUAGCCUGGGCAGCGCGACCUUCAACCGACCCGAGAAUUUGGGGGGCAAGAGGGUCCGACUCACAAGAUACUUCAUUCGCCUGAACGACUUACCCCCACCCUGGCUUGAAAGGUCGUUGGCUGUUGACUGGAAGGAUGAAGAUGGCGCAAUGUCAGGCUGCAUUUCGCUCAGAGAGCCAGCAGUUCGAGCCGGUUUACUGGCUCGUCUGCCCACUUCUGUUUUAACUGUGGCUGCCUGGGCAGCUCUGGCUGGGCCGACGAGUGAAGUCGCCCGCCCCUGAGGACGCAUGCGCCCCUGGUUAAUAAUAACCCAGGAGUUCCCAACCUCUAAAUGCCGGCCGCAAGGCCCAAGCACCCAACUCCAGCAUGGUUGAUUUUUCAGCCCCUCCAACUCUUCUUACCUGGACCCUUCUUCCUCUUAUCCAGUAGUUACCUGCUUGCUUAAUGCAUGUUAUUUGAUCCCCGCAUGAACCGGCCCAGGGUUUUCCCUGUGUCUAUGCAGGUUUUACCUGGGUCACAUUAGCUAGCUUUUAAGCUAGGCGACCAAUGGGGCGUCAGUCAUGGCGCCAAUUGCAGCCAUGGCUGGCCAGUAAACCCCAAUAGCACACGAUGCACGUGCCCUACAUGGUUAAAAACCCGCCUGGUAGAGUGUAUAGGCUUCGGCCUGAGACACACUUAGGUCCUCCCCUAACCUGCACCCUCCCCUACACACUUAGAAUUAACUUAGGCUAGGAAAAUAAAAAUAUCCCAACUCCCCUCCACUCCACUCCCCUCCCCUCACAUCCCAAAAUCCACACCCCCAUUCCCCUUCACCCUCUCCUACACAUCCCAAAACCCCUCCACCCACAUCCCAACUCCCCUCCACUCCCCUCACAUCCCAAAAUCCACACCCCCAUUCCCCUCCACCCUCUCCUACACAUCCCAAAACCCCUCCACCCACACUCCCCUCCUCCCUCUCCCACACAUCCCAACUUCCACUCACAUUUCCCUAUACAAUCAAGUUGCAUAACAAACCUAUUUUGAUGUCAAUGCUGAUUUUAAUCAAUUGAAUACUCUAAAUGUACGUAUAUUAUCAACAAAUGGACAUUCUGUUACAAUAUAUAUUUUACAGUAAUGCUGAACAGAUAUAUUUUGUAUGCUUUACACAUGUAAACAAAAAUACACAAAAAAAAAUUCA